CAGUCGCGCUGUAUGGUCUGUCCGCCAUUGCGAUACAGAAACGAGUCGGAGGCAGUGACACAGACGACACUCACGCUUCUCCAUUCCUCGUGCUCUGAAGUUUGACGGAUACCGUUUUUUUUUAAACAACGUUUUAACAGUCCGUUUACACUGGUGUUGUUGUUUUUUUUUGUCCCGAGAUACGUUGAUGGACCCGCACAGGAUAUUUUAGUAGCUGUCCAGGGCGAGCGCGUGUUCCCGUCAGUGGGUUAAGCGAACCGAGCCUGGCUCUGCUCUGGGGACAAGCGUGCCUGCAGCAGCUCAGCGUUUGAUGGAUCCUAGAAUCGCCUGGUUUCAGCCAGAACAGCGCGGACCUGCCAACAACCUGUGGAUGCACAUCUGGGAAACGACGCAGACGCUGGGAAACCUCUACUUCAACAACAACUGCAACACAGCCAGCGCCAAACUGACGAGCGGUGGAGGCGACGGAGCGUCGAGCAACGCGGCCGACAGCAGCGUCAAGCCCAAGGAUCAUCGGGGGAUGUCUGGAUCCAAACCCGACAGUGUGGUCUCCGAUCAACAAGACUUUAUCCCUCUGGAAGCCAAUAACAGCAGUAGGGGUGUCGGCGGAGGGCAAGUGGGUGGCAGUAGGGUCGCAGUCGUAGGAACGGAGUUGCCAAGCAAGAGGAAAAGAGACAAUAAGGCGAGCACCUUCGGUUUUAACAGGAAUCUUCUGCUGACAGAUGGGGUGGAGGACAUUUACACUGGCACACCGUGGAAGAGCAGAAACUACUCGGAAGGCAUUGUGGGGCUGCAUGAGGAGAUAAAGGACUUUUAUGAGUAUAUUUCUCCUCGUCCAGAGGAAGACCACAUGAGGCAAGAGGUGGUGGCCAGGAUCCAGAGAGUCAUCAAGGACUUGUGGCCAAAUGCUGAGGUUGAAGUGUUUGGCAGCUUCAGCACAGGCUUGUAUUUACCUACAAGUGAUAUAGACUUGGUGGUUUUUGGUCACUGGGAGACUUUACCUCUCUGGACUCUGGAAGAGGCGCUACGCAAGAGAAAAAUUGCAGAUGAGAACUCUAUCAAAGUCCUGGACAAAGCAACGGUUCCCAUCAUUAAACUGACAGACUUGCACACAGAGGUAAAAGUGGACAUCAGCUUUAAUGUACAGAACGGUGUUAAAGCUGCAAAACUCAUCAAGAACUUCAAACAGCAAUUUCCCGUAUUACCGUACCUGGUGCUGGUUUUGAAGCAGUUUUUGCUGCAAAGAGAGCUGAAUGAGGUUUUUACGGGAGGCAUCGGAUCAUACAGUCUGUUCCUCAUGGUUGUCAGCUUUUUACAGCUGCACUACAGAGAGGAUGUGUGUAGUUCAAACCCAAACCUGGGUGUACUGCUGAUUGAGUUUUUUGAGCUGUACGGACGGCAUUUUAACUACCUGAAGACAGGGAUCAGGAUAAAAGACGGUGGCUCUUACGUGGCCAAGGAUGAAGUGCAGAAAGGCAUGCUGGAUGGGUACAGACCCUCUAUGCUUUACAUUGAGGAUCCUUUGCAGCCAGGAAAUGAUGUUGGGCGAAGUUCAUAUGGGGCGAUGCAGGUGAAAGAGGCUUUUGAUUACGCUUAUGUUGUCUUAAGUCAUGCUGUGUCCCCGAUUGCCAAGUUCUACCCCAACAACAAGUCAGAGAGUAUUCUAGGUAGAAUAAUCCGUGUCACACAGGAAGUAGCGGAGUACCGUGACUGGAUCAGUGCACAGUGGGGCCAGCGGAGCAACAAUGAGCCGGUCCUCAGUUGUAACGCAAAUGAUGUCACGCUGCACGUGGAGUCUGAGGAGCUUGAUGAGUGUAAUAAUAACUUUUCAGAAGAUAGUGCGGUGCUUCCUACCGUACCCCGGAGCAAAGUGUCAUCAAACUCCUCCUCUCCUUCCCCCUCUUCCCCUUCAUCCUCAUCUUCAUCUUCAACAGCCUCUAGCUCGAGUGAUGCGGACUCUGAUGGAACCCCCUAUAAAACUUUGAAAGCUUUGGGUGGCCGGGGCUCUAACUCUUACAGUGAGAAUACAGAAAGGAAUCUGUCCAAUCACAGAUCACAAAAUCAUUCAGCAACAACGCCCACCCCCACUUAUAAGGGCAAUAAGAGUCGGCAGGUUGCUAAAAGUGCUCAAGGGCCACCCACCAAGAUCCAGCAAAACAGCAAGUCCCAAAAAACCAACAUGAAGAAGAGGAAACCUCAGCGUGAGGUAGCGCAUCAGGACCUGUGUAGAUAGGGGGAGCUGUUCUUUCAGACUUAAACAUGCUUUUAAUGUCUCUGACCACAGAAGGGUGCUGCUGGUAUCAUCUAUCUCUCCUGUCCCACUGUUUAAGGGAUGUGUGUGACUUUGUAAAUGGAAAAGGAAAAGGGAAAGAAAAAAAAAGAAUAAUUAAAGUGGGGCAUUGGCCAUGGGACUGGAAUCAUGUGGGAGAGUGUAGGCCUGAUUUCCACUGGCUUCUGCACAGCUUCUGCUUACUGCCCGUAUGGGAGCUGCACUGCUCUACUGGAGAUGUGGAGGACCAGAGAAUGUAGGAGAGAGAAUUCAACUUGAGCAAUACCUGAAGCCCGGGACUUUUGCCUCACUGAGGACAACGGAAAUAAAAAAGGACUCAAAAAAAAAAAAAAAAGUUAUAUUGAAAGUGCAAAGAUUUUUAAAUGUGUAAAAAAAGAAAGAAAAGAAAACGUAAUUAGUACAAGAGAAAUUAUGCAUGUUUUUUCUUCUUUGAAGAGUGGUUCUUGUCAUAUACACAGAUUAUACAAAUAGUAUAAAAAAAAUACAAAAAAAAAAAAUAAUAAUAAUAACAACCCAAAAAUAUCAAACAUGGAAAUGGUUUCAUAAUUUUAUAGUAUUGUUAAAAUUUUGCCAUGCUAUAGAUGUACACACAUUAACUGCACAACAGCUCCUCACAGCUAAGUGCGGGUUUGGGUUCAAUUGCCAACACUUAUCAUCAGCCUCCUCUGCUGUUCUGUUGUUUGUGUAAUGAUGUGGUUGGGCAGUGUAAGAGAGGUGUUAGGAGUUGACUGCACAUCCAAAAACACACAACUCAGCACACACUGUAUGAAUGUGUGUGAGCGGUCUGUCAGCGAGAGGAGUAAAGUGUGUUGAUGUGGAAAUUUGAAGAACACUACCACUGUUGUUUUCAGGUGAUCUGCCCAUCACAAGAUAAGUUGUAUUUGUUAAUGUAUUUAUUUUUAUCAAAGACAGUGGAUUUCUAUAUGCUGACCGCAGAGGCCAGACAUGUUUUGUGUUCCGUCUUAUGGCUGAAUGGCAAAACAUGAUUGUUGCUUGUCAUGUAGUGUGCUAUAGAUUUUUUCUGAAUGUCAACUACCCUUUUUCCUGUAACAACUGAGUGACCAAGUUUAUUUCUGAAAUUACAUUUUAACAGAGAUAUAGAAAAUAUGUUUUAAACGUUUUAAUUUGUGGCUGGUCUACUUAAAGGGAGAUGAGGAGAAUUAUUUGGUGUGAUUUUUAUUUUUUUCUCCAUUCCACUGGAGCUUGAUGUAUUGUAUAAGAAUGCCUGUUUUCUUAGAAAAUAUUAUUGCAAUUCUUCAGAUAACCAGUAGGUGGUGGUGUAACCUAAGGUUAUUUUAUACGCAAUAAUUCCCUUUUUUUUUUUUUUAAGAUUUGCCUAAUAUUUUUCACAGGUCUCUGGUGUAAGUUUGAGAGAUGAUGGCUUUUGAUGAGUCAAUAUUAGUUACUCCACCUGUAUUGAGUAUAUAUGAUGCUAAAAUUCAAGCCAGUAAUAUGUCUUAAAACCAGAUGGAUGCCACUGAAAUAGAGUGAGAGAGAUGCAGAGAUAGAACAGUUGGAGGGUCAUUAGUGCCACAGCCAGUGCUUUUAGGCAGGUUUAGUCCACAUGUAUCCAUGAUCAUCCAUGCAAUAAAAGUUACAGCACAACCAUAAAACACCAAGCUGUUCUAUAAAAUGUCUGUUCAGCACCUCUUUUCUUUGUUUUGAAAAGUUGCUAUACAUUUUGUACUCUCAUACUGUGUGAACUAAAGGUUGUUUGGACAAUUUUUGAUAUUGUUUAAUGGCUUGGUAUAGGACAUUUAACAUACCAGUGACUGAGCCAAGCAAAUGAAUAAUGUUCUGUAGUCAGCUGGUACAGCAGAACCAAACUUAAUGAACACCAUAAUUAAACCUGAUAUUAUGUUCUCCAUCCAAGAACCAGUCACAUGGACUAAAUGUCUCAAGUUCAACAAUAAAAUGUUUUAUUUUAUUUUUUUGCUUGAAUUCAUAGCUCUGUUUUGGUUGAGGAAAUUGUAAAAGGUAUUUUUUUUUUUUUUUUUUUUUAUAAUAGGUAGCAAAUUUACUUGUUUACACACAAAUACUGUUACCUUGCCUUCAGAGGAGUUUUGAAAAAUGUAUUGUUGGGUUGCAGUUGCAUUUUGUCACUGAUGUGUCACAAAUUUGUAAGUACACCAGGUUUAAUAUGACACUGAAAGUGGUGAUAAUCUUAAAUGUGUUAAAGUCCCACCUCUAAUUGUGCUCUUUGACUGUGAGAGAUCCUCGUUGCCCUAGACAGACUCAGACAUUUACCUUAUCCUCAUCUCUGUUCUCUUUGGCAUGCCAAUAUAAUACUUUGCUAUUUAUAUGAUCUGUGAUUUAUUUGUUGGCCUAUAUAUGAAGAUAAUAAGGCAGUGGGAACAACUGUGCUGCUUGAGCAGUAAUAUAACACUUUCCAAGAUCAGUCACCAAAUAAUAAUAAUAAAAACAUUGGUCAUAGAUGCUGUUUAAUUAUACUUUUUGUAUAUUUCCUACUUGUAGUGCGUGUCUGUGAAGUGUAGGCUAUUCCAGCUGGUUCACUGAUAUGCACAAAGCACAGAACUGCAGCUUUCACAAUGUUUCAACUGAUUUCUCAAUAGUCAUGUCUAUGGUAAAAACUGGUAAUCCCAAAAAUAAGCAAAUAUUGAUAUGCAUAAACGAUUCUAUAUUUUAUUAUUUUUAUAUAAUAUUUCAUGGUUGAUCUUUUAUUUUGAAAAGAAAAAAAAGUUGUUUUGAGGCUGUGUCACUCAUUAUUAGCUCGUAUAGGCUACUAUUAAGACAUCGAUAUGUUUUGUAUAUUUUUGUGAGAAUGAAAAGGGAAUAAUCAAUUUUGGACUCAAUCAUAAGGAAUAUCUGUAUUCUACAAUAAUAAAACGCACUUUAAAAUCA
This is a messenger RNA of Cyprinus carpio (common carp), 5152 nucleotides long. RefSeq names its product terminal nucleotidyltransferase 4B-like. Gene Ontology annotation, molecular function: mRNA binding; poly(A) RNA polymerase activity. Gene Ontology annotation, biological process: RNA 3'-end processing. The record is from RefSeq and is a predicted model, not a curated record. NCBI's taxonomy places the organism in Eukaryota, Metazoa, Chordata, Actinopteri, Cypriniformes, Cyprinidae. Gene Ontology annotation, cellular component: nucleolus; TRAMP complex.